AAUGCGGAAGUGCGUUCUCCUUUUGGCUACGUGGAAGUAGCUUUUCAUUUAACCCCAGGGAGAGAGCAUCUUUUGCCCUCACCCGGCUCAUCCAUUCCUAAAAAAAAUGAUUAAAAAGUUUGACAAAAAGGAUGAAGAGUCUGGAAGUGGCUCAAACCCUUUCCAGCACUUGGAGAAGAGCGCGGUGUUGCAGGAGGCUCGUAUUUUUAACGAGACUCCCAUCAACCCAAGGAGAUGUCUGCAUAUCUUGACCAAGAUUAUUUACCUGCUCAACCAGGGUGAGCAUUUUGGCACCACUGAGGCGACUGAGGCUUUCUUUGCAAUGACCAGGCUGUUUCAGUCUCAUGACCAAACUCUGAGGAGGAUGUGCUACCUGACCAUUAAAGAGAUGGCCAACAUCUCUGAGGAUGUCAUCAUCGUCACCAGCAGUUUGACCAAAGACAUGACUGGAAAAGAAGAUGUGUACCGUGGGCCUGCCAUUAGAGCCUUGUGCAGAAUCACAGAUACCACCAUGCUGCAGGCCAUUGAGAGAUACAUGAAACAGGCCAUCGUGGAUAAGGUGCCAUCUGUGUCCAGCUCGGCACUGGUCUCAUCUCUGCACAUGGUGAAAGGGAGCUACGACGUGGUGAAGCGCUGGGUCAAUGAAGCUCAGGAGGCAGCGUCCAGUGACAACAUCAUGGUCCAGUACCAUGCUCUGGGGUUGCUGUACCACCUGAGGAAGAACGAUCGUCUGGCUGUGACUAAGAUGUUGAAUAAAUUCACAAAGUCUGGCCUCAAGUCCCCGUUUGCCUACUGCAUGUUGAUCCGUAUCGCCAGCAAACUGUUGGAUGAGACGGAGGGCGGCCACGACAGCCCGUUGUUUGACUUCAUCGAGAGCUGCCUGAGGAACAAGAACGAGAUGGUGGUUUACGAAGCUGCGUCUGCCAUUGUCCACAUGCCCAACUGCACGGCCCGGGAGCUGGCCCCUGCCGUCUCUGUUCUGCAACUCUUCUGCAGUUCCCCCAAAGCGGCUUUAAGAUACGCAGCCGUCAGGACCCUCAACAAGGUGGCGAUGAAGCACCCGUCCGCGGUCACGGCGUGUAACCUGGACCUGGAAAACCUGAUCACCGACUCAAACCGCAGCAUCGCGACUCUGGCCAUCACCACUCUGCUGAAGACCGGCAGUGAGAGCAGCGUGGACCGCCUCAUGAAGCAGAUCUCCUCCUUUGUGUCCGAAAUCUCCGACGAGUUCAAGGUGGUCGUGGUGCAGGCCAUCAGCGCCCUGUGUCAGAAAUACCCCCGAAAACACAGCGUCAUGAUGAACUUCCUCUCCAACAUGCUCCGGGACGACGGCGGUUUUGAAUACAAGCGCGCCAUCGUGGACUGCAUCAUCAGCAUCAUCGAGGAGAACCCUGAGAGCAAAGAGACCGGCCUGGCUCAUCUGUGCGAGUUCAUCGAGGACUGCGAACACACCGUUUUAGCCACGAAAAUCCUGCACCUGCUCGGGAAGGAGGGACCCCGGACGCCCCAGCCCUCCAAGUACAUCCGCUUCAUCUUCAACCGCGUGGUCCUGGAGAGCGAGGCUGUACGCGCCGCUGCUGUUAGCGCUCUGGCUAAAUUUGGAGCUCAAAACGAUGAUCUUCUCCCGAGUGUCCUGGUCCUGAUGCAGAGGUGCAUGAUGGACAGUGACGACGAGGUGCGAGACAGAGCCACGUUUUACAUGAACGUGCUGCAGCAGAAACAGAAGGCCCUCAACGCGGCUUACAUCUUUAAUGGUCUGUCUGUGUCCGUCCCUGGUCUGGAGAAGUCUCUGCAUCAGUACACUCUGGAACCUUCGGAGAAACCGUUCGACAUGAAGACCGUUCCCCUGGCGACGGCGCCCAUCACAGAACAGAAAACAGAAAUCGCUCCAGUGGCCACCAGCAAACUGCCAGAGAAACUCGCUCCAUCGCGUCAAGACAUUUAUCAAGAACAACUGUCUGGGAUCCCGGAGUUCCAGGGUCUGGGGCCUCUGUUCAAGUCGUCGGAGCCGGUGCAGCUCACGGAGGCGGAGACCGAGUACGUCGUCCGCUGCAUCAAACACACUUUCGCCCGUCACAUGGUUUUCCAGUUCGACUGCACGAACACGCUCAACGACCAGCUGCUUCAGAAGGUGGUGGUGCAGAUGGAGCCGUCGGAGUCGUACGAGGUCAUUCACUACGUCCCGGCGGCGAGUCUCCCCUACAGCCAACCCGGCUCCUGUUACACGCUGGUGCGGCUCCCCGACGACGACCCCACGGCCGUUUCUUGCACGUUUAGCUGCACUUUGAAGUAUCUGGUGAGAGACUGCGACCCGAACACCGGAGAGCCAGACGACGACGGAUAUGACGACGAGUAUGUGCUCGAGGACCUGGAGGUGACUGUGGCCGAUCACAUUCAGAAAGUUUUAAAACCAAACUUCGGCGCCGCGUGGGAAGAAGUCGGGGAUGAGUUUGAAAAGGAAGAAACAUUCGCUCUGGCGUCUGUACGAACUCUCGACGAGGCGGUUGGUAACAUCGUGAGCUUCCUGGGCAUGCAGCCGUGUGAACGCUCUGACAAAGUUCCCGAAAACAAAAACUCGCAUGUCCUUUUCCUCGCAGGAGUGUUCCGUGGCGGCCAUGAUGUUUUGGUGCGCGCUCGCUUGGCUCUGGCGGAUGGCGUUACGAUGCAGGUCACAGUUCGGAGCAGCGAGGAGACGGUGGUCGAUGUCAUCCUCGCGUCUGUCGGUUAAACCCACCAGUCUGUGCCACUGCUACAAUACAAAUAUAACACCGUACUACAAAAGAAACACUUAAACAUCAUAGAGGGAGCUGUUGCUAUCAAACACUUGUCCUGUUUUAUUUCUUGUGUCUUUAUUUGUAUUUCCUGCUUCUCAUGUCUCAACAGAUGUAUCUAUAAUAAAUCUACAAGUCUAU
Molecule: messenger RNA, 2912 nt
Organism: Periophthalmus magnuspinnatus
Lineage: Eukaryota; Metazoa; Chordata; Actinopteri; Gobiiformes; Gobiidae
Gene: copg2
Product: COPI coat complex subunit gamma 2
Exons: 24
Coding region: 107-2728 (873 amino acids)
Biological process (GO): endoplasmic reticulum to Golgi vesicle-mediated transport; intra-Golgi vesicle-mediated transport; organelle transport along microtubule
Cellular component (GO): endoplasmic reticulum-Golgi intermediate compartment; Golgi membrane; COPI vesicle coat
Molecular function (GO): structural molecule activity
Source: RefSeq, a predicted model, not a curated record